CGUGUAACAUAUCAUUAUUAUUUCAGUAAUUAAUGUUGGAUGUGACAGAAGAAAAUGAUAAACGAAUUACAGUCGUUGGAACAUGAGACAAAGAUUUUUGGUACUUGUGAAAUCGACCUGUGCGAUUCGUCGGUGCGCUUAUAGUGACGCAUUGAUUAGAAAGAGUGACGCAUAGCGUAAAUACUUACGUACAUAUACACAUUUGAGCUAGUGGCUCGUGUGGCGAAUGCCCAGUUUUACGUGACACUUUGCCGUGUAGACGUAGUGUGAUUAUCCGUUGACAAAAAUGCAGAAGACAAUUACUGUGAACAAGGAUUUGCAGCGUGAACGGGAGAAAUGUACAUUCAAUCCAGUUGAAUUGACUAAUCUUAUGGACGGUAGUCCAGAGAAAACUAAUAGUCGUCGUGAACGAGAACAAUUCUUCCUUGAUGAUCCUGAGUUGCAAGAUGAUGUACCAGUUAAAUACAAAAGCCACAAGGAAGUAUAUGAAAAUGGAGUUCGUAAAGCCUGCAAGGUUUUGCAAAAGGUACGAACACUACAAGAGGAAGGCAGGGGUGACAUGGAUCUUUUCUCUCAUGUUUUAGGAGGGAUGUUUGGGUCUGGCAUACUGAAAGAUGGAAAUCCAUUUUUGGUUCACUAUGCCAUGUUUCUUCCAUCUCUUAUAGGACAAGGAACUACAAAGCAACAGGAGUAUUGGAUAUCCAGAGCAUGGAGUGGCAAUAUUGUGGGAACUUAUGCUCAGACUGAACUUGGUCAUGGAACUUUCAUUAGAGGUCUGGAAACAACAGCAAAAUACGAUCCUAGUACAAAAGAAUUUGUACUGAACAGCCCUACUUUAACAUCUUAUAAAUGGUGGCCUGGGGGUUUGGGCCAUACAGCGAAUUAUGCCGUAGUCGUCGCCCAAUUAUACACUAAAGGAGACUGCAAAGGAAUCCAUCCUUUCAUCGUGCAAUUAAGAGAUGAAGAGACACACGAACCUCUGCCCGGUAUUAAAAUUGGAGAAAUUGGCACCAAGUUAGGAAUGAAUGCAACAAAUAACGGAUUUCUUGGAUUCGAGAACGUCAGAAUACCUCGCGAAAACAUGCUUAUGAAGAACUCUCAGGUUCUCGAAGAUGGUACAUACGUGAAAGCAUUAAACGACAAAUUAACGUAUGGUACUAUGAUGUUUGUCCGCGUUGUAUUGGUUCAUGAUAUCGCAAGUUAUUUAUCGAAAGCUGUCACGAUUGCAACGAGAUACAGCGCGGUACGACGUCAGAGUCAAAUUAAUUCAGAUGAACCCGAGGCACAAAUUAUUAAUUACAUAACGCAACAAUACAAAAUCUUCCCAAAUCUUGCCGCAUGUUUCGCUUUUCGGAUGACCGCAGAUUGGAUCUGGAAUAUGUACAAUAAUGUUACAGCUGAAUUAGACCAGGGCGAGUUGGACAGAUUACCUGAGUUGCAUGCUUUGUCGUGUUGCCUGAAAGCAGUUGCGUCUUCGGACGCAGCCACCGGAGUAGAACAAGUGCGAUUGGCUUGCGGUGGACACGGAUAUAUGGACGCUAGCAAUCUUCCAGCAACUUACGGUUUAGUUACUGCCGUCUGUACCUACGAGGGAGAGAACACUGUUCUGUUAUUGCAAACGGCGAGAUACUUGGUUAAAGCUUGGAAAUUAGCGGUCAGUGGUCAGAAGUUGCCAUUAACCAUACAGUAUCUCACGAUGCUCGUCAAGGGUGUUAAACAACGACCUUGGAAAAACAGUUUAGACUGUAUUAUUAAUGCUCAUCAAGCGGUAGCUGCUGGCAAGAUUCGUUUGGCGACGGAGAAUAUGGACCGCAGGAUAAGUAAAGGAAUUUCGCAUGAAGAUGCUUGGAAUCAAACCAGCAUCGAAUUAGCCCGCUGCGCUGAGGCUCAUUGCAGAGCGUUUCUAGUCAUGAGAUUCAUAGAAUCCGUUAAAGAAAUUACAUCUGUGUCGAAAGAGUUGCGUGCCGUUCUGCAGCAUCUUUGUGAACUGUAUGCUGUAUACUGGGUGUUACAAAGACUCGGCGAUUUCCUUCAGUUCUCUGCAUUGAGAAAUGAGGAUGUCCCAUCACUUCAAGCUUGGCUGGAAGACCUACUAGCCGCUAUCCGUCCAAACGCUGUCGGUAUUGUUGACGGCUUUGAUAUUCGUGAUGAAAUCCUUUGUUCAGCUCUGGGAGCAUAUGAUGGCAACGUUUACGAGCGACUGUUCGCAGAGGCCAUGAAAAGCCCUCUGAACCAGACAAGCGUGAAUGAGUCUUUCCAAAAAUAUUUGAAACCAUUCCUUAAGAGCAAUUUGUAGUGCAAUAUCUUGUUCACAACGUUAUCGUUAGAGUCUACUUCGUAUAUUUUUGAUUCAUACAUCGUAUAAUAGGUGAAUAUUCGUUGUUGGACUUUGACUUUCUUUUCGAUAUGCUUUUUUAUACAUUCAUCUACAUCGUUAACAAAUUUAUAGAGUAUGUAGAAUAUUAGAAAUUUAUAUCUAGAAGAGUUUAUGAAUAUAUUUUUCUACUGCCUUUGUAGAGUAUUGAUGUAAAUACUUAGAGAAGUGAAACAUUGCUUUUACGGGUGCGGAGGAAUAAUUAAUACAUUGUUAAAAACCCUUUUAAAAAUGUUGGAGUACGUAUUUUUGAUGUACCUUUACUAUUAAUAAAGUAACGCAUUGCGGUCUCAGUCAAAUCUAUCUGAUGCUUAGAAUCAAAUUAUUUGCUUGGUUUGAGACACAAAUUAAUAAUUUUUAUACAUGACGGUUACAUUUUAUAUGUAUGUAUACAUAUAACGUUCUUUGUUAGCUUUCUAAUUAAUUUCGCUGAAAGACUUAAAAGGCACUGUAGCUCCAUCUUGCUUAAGAAAUAAGACAGGAAUAGUAGCUCAAAUACAUAUGCUUAAAAUCUAGAUAGCGCCACAAGAAUUUUAAACGAGUCACGUGAAAAUGCAGCAUACAUUUUCUGCUUAAUUUUUUGUUCAGGUGGAAGUCUUUCAGUCAUAAUAUUCUUUAUUAAAAUUUCUUUAUUUUGUUCGAAUGUUGGUCGAAUGGGAAAUUGUGUAUAAGAAAACAGAAGGGAUAAACUAGAAGAAAGAGAUGA
Megalopta genalis is the source of this 3080-nucleotide messenger RNA. Its product is annotated as acyl-CoA oxidase 1. The record is from RefSeq and is a predicted model, not a curated record. Gene Ontology annotation, molecular function: acyl-CoA oxidase activity; FAD binding; fatty acid binding. Gene Ontology annotation, biological process: lipid homeostasis; fatty acid beta-oxidation using acyl-CoA oxidase. Gene Ontology annotation, cellular component: peroxisome. NCBI's taxonomy places the organism in Eukaryota, Metazoa, Arthropoda, Insecta, Hymenoptera, Halictidae.